GUUCCGUGGCUGCCCGCCCCUAGCUGUGACCGCAACUGGUGCCCCGUGUGAGGCCACAUCUACUCGUCCCCUCUCCACACAACAGUCCAGCAAAUCGCCCGCUCGCCCGGACGCCUCUCCAUCUCCCCUUCCCCUCGCCUGCAAGAUGAUGCAUCACAGCCAAUCUGGAUCCCAGGAAGAGCAAUCCGACCUGCCACCAGCAGCCACACGUCUAACGAGACGAGAACGCCGUCGUCUCCGCAACCUGGUGUACCAGAUGACAACCUUGCACCUAGACCGGGAGCCCAGUCCGGAGAUACCCCCGGAAAGACAAGAAAUCAUGGAGAUUAUGCGCCUAUACAGACGGGCAAAAGCAAGCCCCCUGCACCUCCAUAACCCCCACCCAAGCAUUGCUUCCCUUCUAAUGAUCAUGCUUGCCCUCGCCUCUCCCACCCAGGCCAACUCACUACACCAACCUUUUAACUGGACAGUCCAUAUCAUGGGGGGGAUAGAGAAGGACCUCCUCUAUAAUGUUACAGCCGAGGCUCCUUCGUUUACUGCCAGCAUUUGUGAUUUUGUUCAAUUCACAGGUUUAAACAACAAUAAUUGGUUACGUAAUCAAUGUCAAGGCGGCCUCGUUUCUGGUUAUUACAUUUGUCCCUCCACAGGCAAAGGCUGUGCUGACCCCUCGCAUUUUUAUUGCCCCUCCUGGGGGUGUGAAACAAUGGCCUACGGAUGGUCUGAAGCUCCCAAUAAAGAUCAGCACCUCCAAGUGUCAUGGACAAAGCCAAAUUGGCGCAAUAUAACCCUUAAGGUUAAAAACCCCGGCGAGGACAAUUGGCUUAGUGGCCGCACAUAUGGCCUCCGCCUCUACAUGGAGGGCUAUGAUUGGGGUGGUCUCUUCUCCAUACAAAAGAGACACCCCACCGCCACCGAUCCGAGCGGCGUUGGCCCCAACAAAGGCCUCUCCUUUCUGUCCCUCCCCAUCCCGGCACUGGGGCCCGCUGGAUAG
Molecule: messenger RNA, 991 nt
Organism: Choloepus didactylus (southern two-toed sloth)
Lineage: Eukaryota; Metazoa; Chordata; Mammalia; Pilosa; Megalonychidae
Exons: 3
Coding region: 146-991 (281 amino acids)
Source: RefSeq, a predicted model, not a curated record